Molecule: messenger RNA, 1452 nt
Organism: Penicillium cataractarum
Lineage: Eukaryota; Fungi; Ascomycota; Eurotiomycetes; Eurotiales; Aspergillaceae
Exons: 1
Coding region: 1-1452 (483 amino acids)
Source: RefSeq, a predicted model, not a curated record
AUGGCUGAGACCACACCCCCAGCAGCGUGUUUCUACGAGCACACAGCACAAUCAAUCAUCCCCCAUCUGGCCAAGCAAAUGCCCUACUCAAGCUCCCUCCUCCGACGUAUCCAACACACCCUCGCGUAUCCCUCACCCACCGCCAAGAUCCUAGCAACUUUCCCGCCAGGAUCGACCCCUGGAUCCCCUGGCCCCGAUUCCGAUCCCUCCACGCCGUGGCUGGCUGCACAGGUGGAUCUCUUCCGCGGCCGCGAGACCCAGAUCAUCCUCUUCUCCAGCCUCGAAGCGGAGUGUACUUCUCUCCCGCUGAUCGUCCCUGUCACGGGCUCUGCCACCCUCUCCCCGACCGACCUGUCCAGGUACUCGGGUCCAGCUUCAGCUGCAGGGCCCGCUGUCGCUAACGCCAACACUAAUGCUAACGCUAACUCGCUUCCUCACGCGAGUACUAGUAAUAAUGACAAUGUACCCGUCUCUGAGUCUGAGCAGGGACGAUCGAGUCCGGACUACGCCGUGUCCACUAUCACGGCCUCCCCGGCGGACCUGGAGACCGUCCGCGCCCAAUUAUUGGCUUUCCUCGCGUUUGUCAAGGCCCAGUUACUGCCCGAGUACCUGUCAUCCCUGCCAGACACAAAGUCUGGAUCUGGAUUUGGAUCUUCAGCAAACUCAACUUCAGCCCCUGCAGCGACUGGCGUCACCCUAAUCCCACCACCAGACCCACACGCCUUCCUAUUCGGCUCCCUCCAUACAGGUCUCUUCGCGCUACUGCUGCGAUCGGGAAAAUUCCCUCGCGUGGAUGCGGGCGUGAAGGCCCCCGUCGAUCCUGGCCCGCUUCCCGGUCUACGGGUCCAUCGCUUUGAUAACCCGCCUUAUUACAAGUACUUUUUCACGAGGGCUGUGUUUAGUCCCAGCGUUGCGGGUCAGACAGCUACUGAGAUGGAGAAUCCAUUGCCGGCUGGGUAUAGGUAUCAUGAUCGGCGUGGCCGGGUCGGCGUUUUGUCGUCGCAGUUGGAUCUUGUGCAGAGUCGGACACAUAUUCCCCGACCGCGCCGGCAGUUGCAGAGUCUACCUAGUGUUGCGGUUUACUGCGAUUCCCAGUCCUCUGGUGCGAAUUCCGCUGGUGAAGAGACUGAGCAGGAGGAUGAGAUGCCCAUCGCAUGGGCAUUCCUGGGCGUAGACGGUGCCGUGGCGACAUUACACGUUGAACCUGAGCAUCGCGGACGCGGACUGGCGCUUUCGUUGUCGAAAGAAGUUAUGCGACGCGGCAUGGCGACGGAGGGAGUAUUUGGGGCGAAGAAGGUUGGUCUUGUGGAUACGGAGAUGAGGGGAUUUGUGGAGGAUUGGGUUCAUGCGGAGGUUGCGGGGUAUAAUAAUGCGAGUAGGAGAGUUAUGGAGAAGAUUGGAGGCAAGGUCUUGACGACUGUUGUGUGGACGGUUAUUGAGCUUCUUGAUUGA